Messenger RNA from Nannospalax galili (Upper Galilee mountains blind mole rat), 939 nucleotides. Its product is annotated as olfactory receptor 14C36-like. The transcript has a single exon. The record is from RefSeq and is a predicted model, not a curated record. The coding region runs from base 1 to 939 and encodes 312 amino acids. Lineage: Eukaryota; Metazoa; Chordata; Mammalia; Rodentia; Spalacidae. Gene Ontology annotation, cellular component: membrane. Gene Ontology annotation, biological process: G protein-coupled receptor signaling pathway. Gene Ontology annotation, molecular function: olfactory receptor activity; G protein-coupled receptor activity.
AUGCAGCUUCAGACUAUACCCAAUUCCACCAUGGUGACAGAAUUCCUCCUCGAAAUUUUUGCUGAGACUUGGGGACCCAGAUUCCUGAUUAGUAUGCUGUUCCUGCUGAUGUACCUGGGCAGCCUGCUAGGGAACCUAACCAUCAUCAUGGUUAGCACCAUUGACCAAAACCUACACACACCCAUGUACUUCUUCCUCAGGAAUCUGUCCAUCUUAGACAUGUGCUAUAUUUCAGUCACAGUCCCCAAAGCCUGUGUCAACUCUCUCAGUAAUAACAGGGGCAUUUCUGUGACUGGGUGUGCUGCACAGAUCUUCUUAGUCAUGUUUUGUGGAUGUGUAGAGAUUCUAUUUCUCACCGUCAUGGCCCAAGACCGCUAUGUGGCCAUCUGCCAGCCCCUCCUCUACCCUGUCAUCAUGAACCACCAAUUUUGUGUUCAGAUGACUUUGGCCUCCCUACUCCUUGGUCUUGUCAUAGCAGGUUCACACACUGUGAAGACAUUCCAGUUGUCCUUCUGUAGCUCUAACAUGGUCUCUCAAUUCUUCUGUGAUAUCCCACCUUUGUUGAAGCUCUCUUGUUCAGACACCUUUAACAACAAACUCUCAAUGCUCAUAACUGCCAUCAUCUUUAGUGGGAGCUGCAUUAUCUUCAUUUCUGUAUCAUAUGUUCACAUAUUUUCAACUGUGUUAAAGUUUCCUCUGAAAGAAGAGAGAGGAAAGGCCUUUUCCACCUGUGUCCCUCACAUUAUUGUGGUGUCUCUGUUCACUAUCUCUGGUGCCUACAUGUAUCUGAGACCUCCAGUUAUCUCAGAAGUAGUCCAGGACAUGAUUCUGUCUGUACUUUAUACCACUGUUCCUCCAUUAUUUAAUCCUGUCAUCUACAGUCUAAGAAACAAACAGAUAAAGGAAGCUGUAAGGAAAGUAAUACUGAGAAGUAUUUAG